Molecule: messenger RNA, 1777 nt
Organism: Ostrinia furnacalis (Asian corn borer)
Lineage: Eukaryota; Metazoa; Arthropoda; Insecta; Lepidoptera; Crambidae
Gene: Jupiter
Product: microtubule-associated protein Jupiter
Exons: 4
Coding region: 167-673 (168 amino acids)
Source: RefSeq, a predicted model, not a curated record
CUGGCACGCAAAUCAAAUUCAUAAAGACAGCACCAUUUUGACACACAUCAAAACAUAUUGUUUGAACUUUUGAAGUGCUAUGCGACCGUUUGCUUGAACGGUUUUUAUGGACCCUAGACCCUCAAAAUUUGCAGUACCUUGUCCUUGUGUUGUGAAGUGAAGACCAAUGUCAUCCACGCUCAUUUUCGUGGGGUUGCCGGAGGAUUCGAAGAGCUCUAUCACAAAGGUGCCAAAUGCCCCGAAGAGCUGCAUCGGCGAGAUCUUCAGCUCGGACGCGACGGACAGCAGCCCAGUGAAGAAUGGCGCCGCGAGGCCUCGCGUAGUGCGCGACACGCCCACCCGUCCUCGCGACACCCAUUCCAGACUCUUUGGACAGGUACAUAAAACCGCUAACAGCAGCUCCGUCGCCCCAAUGGUGACAGACACCAUCCGCAGCCACAUCCAGUUCGGAGAGGGGGAGAUGAACGGGGGCAGCCUCCCGCACUCCCCUUCCAAGGCCAUGACCAACGGGAGCGCCACGUCCACGCCCAGCCGAGAAGGCAACCCGAUCACCGGCGAUGGCUACAAGUCGAUGAACGGGCAGAUUAACACGGUGACGUCCAUCAACGGUACCAGCCACUUGAUCCACCACAGCCGCGUGCCGCCCGGCGGGUUUUCCUCCGGCCUCUGGUAGGCUCCCCACCACUAUCCCUCCAACUACCCGCGGCGACGACCAUCUGAUUCUCUCUUCACUCGCCGCCCAACUCUCGGCACGCGCGGACCUAUAAUAUUUUAAACUAUACCGCCUAUAAUUUAAAAUAUUAUCGGCAACUAAAUUGCAUUUAUUUAAACUUACCAUUUUGUUAAUCGACUAAAUUUUUUCUUAUAGUGUCUUUAAAUUAUAGUAACGCAACGCGCACCAUCAAAUUGCAACGUCCACUAUAACUGAAAGGGUAUAUGUUGUUAAUUGAAAUCCUUAGCCUAUCCCAGUAACUGUUUAUUCAAAUAAUUUAGAAUAGAAUUAUAGAUAUUUUUGUAAUAGUAAUAUUUCGAUAAUUAUUGUAAAAACGAUAGAUUUUCGUUGGUUGCUCUCUGAAAUCUCAGCGGAUUGAUCAAUGUGAACGCUGAAAUAUUGGCGGAGCGUUUUAAUGGUCUGUCUGGGGUCUCAUGGACCAACAGUAUUAAUUUAAGAACUUGAUAAAUUGUAACCUUUCACACUUUAAAUAUGUUAACGCAUUGAUAUUGAGAAUUAGGAGUGAGGAAACGUAUCAGCAAUAUACCAAAACGAAUAGUGCCUUGAUUGGUGAUGAUUGAAAUUCUAUAAGAAUCGAUAUACGUUUGACUUUACAUCUCGUAGGAAAGUGAUUAUAUUGUCUAUAUAUUUCACGGUAUAGAAAUAGUAAUCAUACGGCACUGGCUAAUUGAUACAUUCAUAAAUUAACAUUAAUAAUUAAUCAACACUAUUUAAGUAUUUCGUUUGUUGAAUUUCAUUAUCGUAUUUAAAUAGAAGUUUUAUAGAAAUGCAUUUAUUUUGUCUUUUUUAUACAAGUUUUUAUUUCUUUUUUAGUUUAUUUUCUACUCGUUUAGGAUAAUGGUGUAAAAAUGGAUUUGAAUCUUGGUAGAUUAUCUGUUAACAUAUUGGGUGAUUGUAAUGGACCAUAGCGUGUUAGAUUAUUAUGUAUAAGUGGUGACGUUUCUAUGUGUAGGUAGAAUGUAACAAUCGUUAGAAUUACCAUAUCAUCUUUGUAAAAACGUUUUAAUACUUCCUAACAUGGAAUCGCAUAAUCACUGGCCUAAA